CUCGUUUUGUUUCUUCUUCUCUCUUCUUCCUUCUUACAAAGCCAUAAUAAAUUUGCAACCAAACCAUAUCCCUUCCGCGUUUACUUCAGAACUCCCGAGAAGCCUCCACAGAGAUCUGUUCCGCUGUCUUGUUUUAGGGUUUUCCCUUUGACGAGUGCGUCUUGAUUGGAUUCAAGUGUGAUGAAACCAAUCUCCGUAGCAGAGCUGUUCGAUCCUGUGGCUGGUGUUUUGUCUUCCCAAGUUUCAAGCUUUCUUGUCUGAAUCUCAGAUUAGUUCAUCACUUGUUUGGUAACAGCUGUCUUUGGAUAGAGUAACAACCACAAGAUCAAACUUAAAAUAAAAAAUAAAUAAAAACUGUUGUCUAAUUCUUUACAAUGUCUGAACUAAAAGAGCGUCUACUUCCUCCAAGACCUGCUUCAGCUUUAAAUCUCAGAGAUGCUGCUGCGUCUCGCGCUUCUGCUUCUGGAAGAACUUCUCUUCUUGGAGUUGAUGUUUUGGGUCUCAAGAAGCGUGGACAAGGAUUACGUUCUUGGAUUCGUGUUGAUACUUCUGGAAACACUCAGGUCAUGGAGGUUGAUAAGUUCACUAUGAUGCGUAGAUGUGACUUACCAGCUCGUGAUCUACGCCUUCUUGAUCCUUUGUUCGUCUAUCCUUCAACUAUCCUCGGGAGAGAAAAGGCUAUUGUUGUGAACUUGGAGCAGAUACGGUGUAUUAUCACCGCUGAUGAAGUUCUGCUUUUGAAUUCGCUUGACAACUAUGUCCUGAGGUAUGUUGUUGAGUUGCAGCAGAGGCUAAAGACUAGUGGUGUUGGUGAGAUUUGGCAGCAGGAUAAUGGUGGCCAAGUGAGUAGGAGGAGAAGGAGUUUUGACAAUAGUUUUGAGAAUUCGUCUCCUGAUUAUUUGCCUUUUGAGUUUAGAGCUCUUGAGAUUGCCCUUGAAGCUGCUUGUACCUUUCUCGAUUCCCAGGCUUCAGAGUUGGAGAUUGAGGCGUAUCCGUUACUAGAUGAGCUUACAUCAAAGAUCAGUACACUAAACCUGGAACGUGUACGUAGACUUAAGAGCAGACUUGUGGCACUUACAAGAAGAGUGCAAAAGGUUAGGGAUGAGAUUGAGCAGCUGAUGGAUGAUGACGGAGAUAUGGCUGAAAUGUAUCUCACUGAGAAGAAGAAGAGGAUGGAAGGAUCUUUGUAUGGCGACCACCAAUCCUUAAUUGGUUACCGAUCAAACGAUGGUUUAUCUGUUUCUGCACCGGUCUCUCCUGUGUCUUCUCCACCUGAUUCACGUAGUAGACUCGAUAGAAGCGUGAGUAUUGCUAGGAGCAGACAUGACAGUGCAAGGAGUUCAGAAGGCGUGACUGAGAACAUAGAAGAGCUGGAGAUGUUGCUGGAAGCUUACUUUGUCGUCAUUGAUAGUACUCUAAACAAACUGACAUCGUUGAAGGAGUACAUUGAUGAUACUGAAGAUUUUAUUAACAUUCAACUGGAUAAUGUGCGUAAUCAGCUGAUCCAAUUCGAGUUGCUUCUGACGACAGCAACGUUUGUGGUAGCUAUAUUUGGAGUGGUUGCAGGGAUAUUUGGAAUGAACUUUGAGAUAGACUUUUUCAAUCAGCCAGGUGCGUUCAGAUGGGUGCUUAUAAUUACUGGAAUCUGUGGCCUUGUCAUAUUUUCGGCGUUUGUCUGGUUCUUCAAGUAUAGAAGACUCAUGCCUCUAUGAGAGAGAGAGAGGACAUGAUGAAUGUAGACCACCAGCUCUUUUCAUUAUUAUUGUGUUGGUUACAUGACUAAUGAUUUGUUUCCUUUGCACAAUUAAAACAUUUGUCAAUCAAUUCAAAUGUGAUAAAAUCUUUUGUCAUUUAUUUAGAAACGGGUAACC
This is a messenger RNA of Eruca vesicaria subsp. sativa (arugula), 1871 nucleotides long. The record is from the annotation of a GenBank genome assembly. NCBI's taxonomy places the organism in Eukaryota, Viridiplantae, Streptophyta, Magnoliopsida, Brassicales, Brassicaceae.